GUGGAGAGACAGAGAUCUGGAGAGAGAUGGGACAAAGGCGAGGUCGAGCGCCAUGCUGCGAGAAGGUUGGGCUGAAGAAGGGGCCAUGGACGCCGGUUGAAGAUGCGAAGCUCAUAGGUUACAUUCAGAAGCAUGGACACGAGAAUUGGCGUGGUCUCCCCAAACAAGCAGGUUUGCUUCGAUGCGGGAAGAGCUGCCGCUUAAGGUGGAUUAAUUACCUUCGGCCCGACAUAAAGAGAGGAAACAUCACAAAAGAGGAAGAGGAAACCAUCAUCAGGCUUCAUGGACAGAUGGGGAACAAAUGGUCCAAAAUCGCCUCAUGCCUCCCCGGAAGGACCGAUAAUGAGAUCAAGAAUCUGUGGAAUACCCACUUAAGGAAGAGACUAACACCAAAGGAAUCGAAUAAUCCUUCGACCAACAAAACUAAAGUUCCUCCAAGCUCACCCUCCAACUCUAACAUUUCAUGCGACAAUGAUGGUAAUACAAAGAUUGAUGAGGACGGCAAGCAACCAAAUGUUGGAUCCUCUGAACCUUUAGAAGGAAAUAACUCAUAUGACAUGGAAUGCAGUCAAGAUUCAGUGAACAUAAUGAGUGAACUCUUCAUGGAGAUAGAUCAAUGCAUGCUCAUAGAAGGAUUAUCUGACCUUUCAGCAGAUGACUGUAGAGAUUCUUCAGGCAUCUCUUCAUUGGAAUCACACAUAACAUCUUGUGAUUUCCAGGAGAAGUCAGUCCAACAACCACUGCAGGACGACGGAAAGAACCACCAAGAUUACUUAAUCCGAGUACCUGAAAUCUCCAUCGAUGCAGAAAUUUGGAGCAUAACAGAUGAUGUGGGUCCAGUGGUGGAAGGUGGAGCUCACACCAUUCCAAUAACCUCUGAAGGAGAUUCAACAAGAGAGGUUGAUGACAAGGGUUGGUUGGCUUACUUAGAAAAGGAGCUUGACUUGGAGGGAACAAUGGAUCUCAAUGCGGUUGAGCAACUUUGUCCGACGGGAUAUCUUGGUGGGGUUUUGGAGGACUUUGAUCCAGUCUCCUGUUAUUUUCAGAAGAGACACUGUCCGCCUCCCUCGGAUCUUGCAUCCCAGGUUGGUCAAUAGGAUGACUCAAAUGGUGGAAAAAAGCUGCAACGUCAUGCAACCAUCGUUAGGUCUUUCGACCCCCACUAUACUUUGCUUGAAUCAUAUUAACCUUGACCGUGUAUAUUUUCUCAUGGGGUUAUUGUCAUCC
Molecule: messenger RNA, 1227 nt
Organism: Phoenix dactylifera (date palm)
Lineage: Eukaryota; Viridiplantae; Streptophyta; Magnoliopsida; Arecales; Arecaceae
Product: myb-related protein Zm1-like
Source: RefSeq, a predicted model, not a curated record